Molecule: messenger RNA, 3434 nt
Organism: Sesamum indicum (sesame)
Lineage: Eukaryota; Viridiplantae; Streptophyta; Magnoliopsida; Lamiales; Pedaliaceae
Source: RefSeq, a predicted model, not a curated record
AUUUUAGGAGCUGCAACACACACCAGCUGCUGAAGAGGGAAAAAUUGGCUUAGGGGGGAAAAAUUAGGGUUCCUCAUACUCUCGUUCUCUUGAAAUUCUCCCCCAACACUAGUACUCUUUCUCUCUCACGUCUCGGUUGAUCCUUUACCCCCAAACCCAAAUUCCUCAAUUCCCUCUCUGUUCUAAACCCUAUAAGCUUUUUGCGCCCAAAUUUCUCAGUCGUAAACCCUAAUGUGAUCGCACGCUGCUGCUUCCUGUAAACAUUUAAGUUUAGGAUGACCGAAACAAAAAGAAUGAAGAGUCCGCGUAAAUCCCUCGACGUGUUUGAGUUCAAAGAAGAAGAAGAUGAGCUGACUACUGAAAUGGCAGUCGAGAAGUUUGCCCAUAAAUUCGGUAACCCUAACGACCGCGAUGGUGAGCAUGCUAUCCAGGAUCAUGCAUAAUGCUAAUAUUUUCAAGAUUCACGGUGAUGAUGUACGGAUUAUUUGUUCUAGUUCCUGGAACUGAACUUCAAUCAAAGGAGAAUGGCACUGGAAUAUGUGGGGCCACUGAUGCUGUCAACAUUGAUUACAAGCACGGUGCCAUUGAGACUGAAGAUUAUGCUAAGGAGCUGCCCAAAAUGAGCCAUGUUCUGCAAAAUGAUUGUAUAACGCAUGUCCAUGACGCAGAAAAUAAAUCUAAUACCAUUGAAUAUGCAAGGAUCUUUGCUGGUAUGGAAUGCAGUUCAAGUUCCGGUGCCACAGUGCAGUUGGAGGACCACUCAAAUUGUGUCUUUCCAAUGUCCUCUUGCAAUGAUAAGUCCGUUCACCUGUCUUCAGAUGCUUAUGAGACCAUGAAUGAGAGAUCUCCGUCUGCUAUCACAAACAAUAAUGCUUCUUCUGAUGGACCGUCACCUGAUAACUGUUUCAGCGGCUGGAAUUUGGGCGACGGAAGGGUGGAAAUUGUUCUCUAUGCUGAUUACAUAACUUACUGUGGUAAACAUUAUCUGGACUGUGUGGUGAGCUUUUCUAGAUGUUCUGUAGAAGCUAGAAGUAGAACCAUAUAUGGAGAUGAAGGAGCUUUUCAUAUUCAUGUGGAGAUUAAAGAUAUUGUCAAAAUAGAGUCUCAGUGGAGUGCUCGGUAUGAGGCAGGCACCAUAAAUAUCUAUUUCAUUUCAAAAGAUGCAGCACAUGAUGAUUUUGUUCGUGAUGCUUCAGGACUUCAGGAGUUGAAAUUUCCUGCUGUUGACUCCAGCUGGUAUGAAAAACAGGAAGCAAUUGAAUCUCUGGAUGUGAGAUAUAAGGCAUUAUGGAAUGUCCUACUUGACACUGGGAUGGAAAAAUGUUCAGCUUUGCCUGAAGAGGAAGCUAAGAUGCUCACAAGAAGCUAUUUCCCCAAUUUUGAUAAGCCCUUUGAAGACGUGGUUUAUCCAAAAGGUGAUCCAGAUGCUGUUUCCAUCAGUAAGAGAGAUGUAGAUCUGCUACUGCCAGAUACAUUUGUCAAUGAUACAAUCAUAGACUUUUACAUCAAAUACUUGAAGACUAGACAAAAUGCAGAAGAUAGGUCUAAGUUCCACUUUUUCAAUAGUUUCUUCUUUCGAAAGCUGGCUGACCUGGAUAAAGAUCCAUCCAGUGCUUUUGACGGCAAGGCAGCUUUCCAGCGUGUUCGUAAAUGGACAAGAAAAGUAAACUUACUUGAAAAGGACUUCAUUAUUAUUCCCGUCAACUACAAUUACCACUGGAGUCUUAUAGUUAUUUGUUACUUUGGUGAAGUUGCCAGCUAUGAAGAUGUUGACAACAAGACGGUAAGAGUGCCCUGUAUAUUGCACAUGGAUUCGUUUAGAGGAAACCAUGCAGGGCUCAAAGAUCUCAUUCAAAGUUACUUGUGGGAGGAAUGGAAAGAAAGGCAGAAAGGAACAGGGGACGAUCUGUAUUCAAAAUUCAGAAACUUAAAGUUCAUCCCGCUUGAGUUGCCCCAGCAGCAAAAUUUAUAUGAUUGUGGCCUUUUCUUGCUUCACUAUGUGGAGCUUUUUUUGGAGGAAGUUCCCCCUAACUUUAGUAUAUACAAGAUUACACCGUCCUCCAAGUUUCUUCAAGCAGAUUGGUUUCCUCCCGGUGAGGCUUCCAUGAAACGCGCUCAUAUUGAGAGAUUGAUUAACGGUCUCCUUGAUACUCAAUCUGAAGAUUGUUGUCCACCUGGUGGGAAUGGCAUGCAUUUCUCUCCUGAAGGUCCAAACUGUGCUCUUGGCUAUGAGAACGGUGUCGAGUUUUCAGCAAAAUCCAGUCCUUUGAGGGGUUGUCAUGAGAGCUCACUACAUCAUGUUGAGCAUGGAAUUGAGAUGACUUUAUUACCAGCUUCAUCGAUAAGGAAUGCACAAUGUAACCACAGUUCAGGAUUGGUUUUAAAGGAGUUGUUUAAGCAAGCUUCUGCUUCAGAAACUUUUGAUCGUGCAGCCUGGGGUGCGUUUGGGGGCAGAGCAUCUCUUCAUGAGUUCAAGAGACCUGUGCCUCUGUCAGAGGAAGAGGUCGAAGUUGAUGAGUGCUUUGUACCAACAGAAUUAUCAGAACCUGUCUUCCAGCAACUAGAUGGUGUCACCCCAGAAGCACCCGUGUUUCCUCACUCAUCUGGAGAUUUUAGGUUAGAGCCAGUUCGCCAACCUACAUCAGAGAAUGAUGCUGCAUCUCCAGUAACAUCAGGAGACCUGCUUAGUGCUGAAGAUUCUCGAGGUCUGGUUGAGAUUGGUGAUCAAAAUGGUGAUUCCUUUUUCAUGAAGCACUUACCGGGGUUCUGUCAAGAAGCGAACCAGCUGCAACCUAAUCAUGGCUCAUCUCACGAGAGCUUGGUCUUCCGCCCAGCCUUAACUUCUGAUGAAAAGUUGGACGCUUCAGAGCAUGAGAACCCAUUUCAGAUUGUUGACUCCAAAGAUGACACACUUGCGUCAAAGUAUGGGGGUCAAGAGUCGCAAACAGAAUCAGACGAGCAGCGGGCUGCAAAAAGAAUACGGAUCACGCCCCACAACAGCGAGGAAGAUGUUGCUGGUAGUUUAUCCAAAGACCUGCAUUUGUGAAGCAAUGGUAAGUAAAUAUAUAUUCUUUUGUAAUCUAGAGUACUGGCUCGCCUUUAGGUCUAUAAAAGAACUGCCAUUGCUGCUAUUAUCAGCUAGUAAUGGUUCUAUGCUAGUCUCGAUGAAGAUGAGGAUGGAGUUGAAAUCUUUUCUGGCCAGCUGUAGUUGGUUUGUACAUUGUACAGCGCAGUUUAUUAUGUAGAAAGAGAGCAAUUAUGGGACGGUUGGUUGAUCCUGAGCAACGUAUGGAUACUUAAAAAGGGAAGUACUGGUCUUGAAUACUCGAAUAUGAUGUGAUAUUCUCGAGACAUAUCCCAUAUAUUAAAACAUGUCUAAAACGGUUAGGGAUGAAUUACAUUUACCUCCUUCAUGUAUGAUCUGUUUAUACAAA